Molecule: messenger RNA, 993 nt
Organism: Abrus precatorius (Indian licorice)
Lineage: Eukaryota; Viridiplantae; Streptophyta; Magnoliopsida; Fabales; Fabaceae
Product: nudix hydrolase 18, mitochondrial-like
Exons: 5
Coding region: 7-705 (232 amino acids)
Cellular component (GO): nucleus; cytoplasm
Molecular function (GO): pyrophosphatase activity
Source: RefSeq, a predicted model, not a curated record
CAAUUCAUGUCUGUUGCUUCUUUCUUCUCAUCUUCUUCUCUAUUUCCCUUUUCUCUUCCGUUAAACAACAACUACAAGAUCAAGAUCAUCAAAGGCCGCGUGAUGGGUCUCUUCCUUUCUAGGAAUUUGGCUUGCAAAUUCUUCUACCCUUUUCUCUUAUCUGAGAAAAUUUCUAAGGAUUUGUUUCCUAAGCAGUUGGAAAACAUGAUGUGUUUGGUGUCUCCUCGUACUGGCAGACAUUUGCAACGCUAUGACAAUGGGUGUCGCCAAGUUGUGGGAUGCAUUCCUUAUAGAUACAAGGACAAUGAAACAAAAGACAAGGAAUUAGAGGUUCUUGUGAUUAGUGCUCAGAAAGGUCUUGGAAUGCAGUUUCCAAAGGGAGGUUGGGAAACUGAUGAAUCCAUGGAGCAAGCUGCUUUAAGAGAGACCAUAGAAGAAGCUGGUGUUGUUGGCAGUGUUGAAAGUAAAUUGGGUAAAUGGUAUUAUAAGAGCAAACGCCAACCCAUAGAACAUGAGGGAUACAUGUUCCCUAUGCUUGUUAAGAAGGAGUUGGAUAACUGGCCAGAGAUGAACACAAGAAAAAGACAAUGGAUGACUGUGGCUGAAGCAAAAGAAAGAUGCCCUUAUGCUUGGAUGAAGGAAGCUUUGGAUGAAUUGGUCAGCAGACAAAGUCAACUCGCAAAUGGGUUGGGAUAUAAAUUGUAGGGUUGUUAAUUGUAGAAAUUCACUUGCUUUUGGAGUCUAUAAAUGGUAGAACCGAAGCACUCAAGCUGAUAGAUCAGAGUAGUUAAGACAUCGUAGUCAUGGAAGUGGGAAACUCUGGUUGUUGAUUGUGUUCACAACCUGCCCUUGUGUUUGUUCCUGUCCUGAAAUUGGCUAUAGUUGUUGCAACCUCAAGUGAAGUAGAAGAUUAAGAAUCUGUAGGGUGUGAUUGAGAUCUAGCCAUGGAAGUCAGUUGUAAAUGAACGAAUUCGAUUCAUUCUUUCAUUCAUU